GUACGUGGAAGGAAGUUGCCUGUCCUCUCGUUGGUUUGUGAUUAUCACUUACUCAUCAUAUAAACUCAAGGUGCAGUCACAUACCCAGGGAUACAGCACACGACAGACUCCUGAGAGACACAACACAGACUUGCACCAUGCCAAACUACAAACUCACUUAUUUUAAUAUGAGGGGGAGAGCAGAAAUUAUUCGUUACAUAUUUGCUUAUUUGAACAUACAGUAUGAAGAUCACAGAAUAGAACAAGCUGACUGGCCUGAAAUCAAAUCAACUCUCCCAUUUGGAAAAAUCCCCAUUUUGGAAGUUGAUGGACUUAUCCUGCACCAGAGCCUAGCAAUAGCAAGAUAUUUGACUAAAAACACAGAUUUGGCUGGAAACACAGAAAUGGAACAAUGUCAAGUUGAUGCUAUUGUGGACACACUGGACGAUUUCAUGUCAUGUUUUCCUUGGGCAGAGAAAAAGCAAGAUGUGAAAGGAUGCCAUUCUGUGGAGCUGGAGUCCUGUUCCUGGAUGCUGCCUUCUUCCCUUGUUUACCCCAUUGUUUAUUUGGGGGCACAUCCUCUAGUAUUCCAAAAGUUAAAACGAAGGUUUGAUGACAGCAGAUAUGACUAUGACAGAUGGUAUGGAUAUGUCUAUCUUGUGAGUCACACUGCUUCACUCUGGUAUGGUUGUCCUAGAUACUUGGUCACAGAUGUCAUCCUGAGAUCUUUAUUGUUACCCUGGAUUUUUUUUUUUUUUUUUUUUUUUAUCGUUCCUGGGUUCAUUCUCCUGUUUUCUUUCCUUGUUUUUGUGGAACAAUCCUCUAAGAGCUUACUGGGCAUAGGAAAUAAAAGUUUGAGGCUUUGGGGGCCUUAUUUGUCUAAAGAUGUUUUUAUUUUAUUCUCAAACCUGUUUUAUAGUUGGGCUGGGUGUAGAAUUCUGAUAAAAGUAAUUUUUCAUUAGUAUUUGAAAGGCUGUUGAGAAGUUUGCAUCCAAUUUAAUUACUGACCUUUUGUAUGUGACCUGUUUUUUUUUUCCACUCUGAAAGAUUAUAAAACACAUGCCCUUAGAGUUCUAAAAUUUUGCAAUGAUGAGUCUUGUUAUGAUC
Rhinopithecus roxellana (golden snub-nosed monkey) is the source of this 1086-nucleotide messenger RNA. It is a transcript of the gene HPGDS, whose product is annotated as hematopoietic prostaglandin D synthase. Bases 138 to 941 code for a protein of 267 amino acids. The record is from RefSeq and is a predicted model, not a curated record. NCBI's taxonomy places the organism in Eukaryota, Metazoa, Chordata, Mammalia, Primates, Cercopithecidae. Gene Ontology annotation, biological process: glutathione metabolic process. The transcript is spliced from 5 exons. Gene Ontology annotation, molecular function: glutathione transferase activity.